Molecule: messenger RNA, 7276 nt
Organism: Carassius auratus (goldfish)
Lineage: Eukaryota; Metazoa; Chordata; Actinopteri; Cypriniformes; Cyprinidae
Product: angiomotin-like
Exons: 13
Coding region: 2003-5068 (1021 amino acids)
Biological process (GO): hippo signaling; regulation of cell migration; establishment of cell polarity involved in ameboidal cell migration
Cellular component (GO): lamellipodium; cytoplasmic vesicle; plasma membrane
Molecular function (GO): protein binding; signaling receptor activity
Source: RefSeq, a predicted model, not a curated record
GCUGUUUAUUGUUGGGUACAUAUUGUUCUCUUUAGACUUCUAUAUGUUCAAAUUCAUUCAAAUCAAAUGUGUUUUGUGAUUAAUUCUGUUGUGUCAGCUUCUGGUCAUAUGACAAAAGUCUUAGUGUAAAAGGAGAUGUGUUCUGAAAGACUAGAAGUCAUAAUAUUAGUCACCCUAUAUACCAAACUACUCGGUAUUUUUGGAAAUAGUUUUGAAGUUUAGCAAGCAUGUUCUAAAGUGAUGGUUAAGAAACCGUUUUUGUAGACACUUAGUUCCAAAACAUUUAAAGUUAAGCAUUAACGUCAGUCCUUGAUCAGAUAAUAACCUGAACAUCUGUCAGCGUUGUACUGAGAACCUGGAGUGUCUCUUCAUAAUGAGGACAGGACUGGACUCUACUUCCAAAGGCUGUUUGAUAGAGUGCCAGCUUCGAGCCCGUGCUCUGACCUACCCUGGGCCACAUUCCUGAUGUAUUACCCAAGUAAACACUGUCUGCAUGGGGGCCCUGGGAACCUUGUGCAUGAAACAUAAAUAUUUAGACAAUGUCAGCGUCCAUUCAGAAUCAGAAACCAGGUUACAGUUAGUGGAAUACAUUUAUCUUGAAUGAUCUGAUCUUUCUCAGUACAACUAACUACCACUGUAAUUUAAAAUCAGACAUUUUGAAAUGGCUUAUAUUAAUUUAGUUUUUUUAAUGUGGUAACUUGCGUUUUUUUCUCAGAAUAUAACCAAAUAACUUUUUUUGUCAAGGAAGUGAGAUUAUAUUAAAUGAGAAUGUUUGCACAACUUCAUCGGCAGGUUAUUGCACACCAAUGGGGAUCAUUUUAAACAGCUUACGUGUGUAUUGAAAACUGCCAAGGGUCAUUUAUUUAUUUUUACAUUUCAAGAGGAUGAAGCCUUUUUUUUAAUUAAUUGUACUCUUUCAGAUUGCUUGACAGUAUCCGUGUUGCUCUUGGCUUUGAUUAGUUGCUUUUGUAAGAGACAUGGGCAGCAGCGGUUAGAAACAUGAGGAAAGAAUAACUGCUGUCUGUGUUCGGGCAAGCCAGGUGUUUUAGUUUCUUAUCACCUGUUUCUACAUUACUCAGCUUUUCUUAGCAGGUGGAUCCUUUGCUCAGUUUGGCAGUUUUGAUUUCCAAGGAAUGCGUGUGCUAAUAGUAAAACUUAAAUGUAAGUUAAAUGCAUAAAUGUUAUGACAUGUAGAUGUUAUAAUGCUACUUUUUCCAGCAGUUUUUCAACAGUGUCUCUUAUCUCGUUUUCAUUUGUGUUCAAUUAAAUGCGGUGUCAUCUCAACAAAUGGUACACAUUUGGAUUGUUGUAGUAAACAGAAAUUGAAGAGUACAGGUAAAAAAAAUUCUUAGCACACCAAGCGAAAUCAAAAAGUGAAAGCGAAAAUUUUGAAAUCGCAAGGAAACUAUUUUAACAUUCCAGUAAACUCAAAAACCCAAACCAGAUCAUCUGGAUUAGAUAAAUAAAGUUGGACUCUUUUGAGGUUUUGGGAACGCAUCACAGAGAAAUAAUUUGUAUAAACCACAAUUACUUUUGUGUCAGCUGUUAUAUUAGUAAGAUUUCAGAUAUGUAUCGCACACCCAGUCCCUAAUAAUAAGCUCUACUCAUUUUGGUGUAAGUUGGAGUGGUAACAGCAGCAGGCAGGUUUGAAGGUGUGUCGAUAACUGGCAGUGAUCCAGCUCACCUAUCCUUACAGCCACACCUGAUGGAAUGCAUUAGUUAGUUCACUGUACGAGCUUACUGCAGCAGUUUCGUUAAGCGUGUGAACGAGGAGUACGGCUCAAGACAAAUGGUCAACGGGUUGAAGAGUUCAGUUUUCUCAUCCAGGACAUCUUUGGUGUAAAGUAGGUGGAAAUCUAGUGGCUUGGUGUUUGGGACCUCACAGACCGGCUGUGUGUUUUGGAGCAACUUGAGGAGCUUCUUCAAUCCAGUGACCCUAGCGAUUGUGAGGACCAUGAGCAGCCAGUAGUGACACACGACAGCAUCUACAGCAGCCACAAAGAUGUUUCGGAAAAAAGCCUCAUCCUCCUUGAGAAUGCGAGGAAAAUCAGAAAACAAUAGACGGAGUGCUGACCGUGCCCGAAGCUCCUCCUUCCAUGAGGUAGGCAGGUCACAGAAGCUGGAAAUGAGGGCGGCAGCCUCAGUUUCUGAGGACACAUCAGCUAGCAGCAGUAGUGGUAGUGGCCAUACAGUUCUGCAACGGCUCUUACAGGAGCAAAUGCGCUAUGGCGAGGGCCGCAAUUAUCUUGCCCUACAGCAGCAACAACAACAACAGCAGCAGCAGCAACAACAACAACAACCGCAACAAGGUCCAAUCAGUGGAUACCCGGGCCCUGGCGGCCCAGGGGACGAGCACUCGAUGGUCCCUCACAUUGCGAGGCAGGAGCCUCAGGGCCAGGAGCUGCAGGCUGACAGCGGCAUGGAGAAGCUUAGUACACGCACUGCAGGAGGAGGAGGUGGCAAUGGAGGCACAGGGUCAGGUGGUGGAAGCUGCGUGAGUGGACAAGGGCAGAAUUUCGAAGACCUGCCCACCUACGACCAAGCCAAGGUGCAGUCGCAGUUUUUCCGUGGCCAUCAGCCCCAACAGACUCAACCACAGCUACCCCCAACAUCAGUAGGUGCUGCAUUUUAUGUGACUGGCGUCAACAACCCUAAGGUGAGACCCCCAGAGGGCAGACCCACAGUGCAAAGAGUCAACGGAAGCAAAGUGCACCAAGACGAUGGGCUCAAGGAUCUUAAACAAGGCCAUGUACGCUCACUCAGCGAAAGACUAAUGCAACUCUCUUUGGCCACCAGUGGGGUCAAGGCCCAUGCACCUGUUACCAGUUCACCACUUUCCCCCCAGCUGCCUCCACCUGGAGACUACUAUAAACCCACUGGGCCCCCGCACAGAGGCCCACCACCAGACUAUCCUUUUAAAGGAAUGCCCUCUCCACCCAAACAGCAGCAGCACCAUCAGCCUCAGUACCAGGAGCCUGGACAUUUCUACACUGACCACCGUGGCACAAGCCAGCCAGCCAGGGUUGACAUUCCUAAUGUCCGGUACCAGCCACCACCUGAAUAUGGCUCUUUCCGGUCAAAUAAGGAGAGUUCAAGUCACUCUCAAAGGUCUGUCCAUCACCACAGCCCUUCAUCUUCUGUUACAUCAGGGGGCUCUCUCUCCCGUGCUCAGUCUUCCACUCUUAGCAACAUCAUGGCCUCUUGCCACCCUCCUCCACCUAUGAGUCACCAGGGAGAGCUACACUUCCCCACUGGUGCUCGGAGCCCACAGGGGCCUGGUUCCCACCAAGGUGAUCCAUAUGGCCCAGGUCACCCUCCCCAUCAGCGGAGCCAUGUGUUUCCUCAUGAUCAUUAUGGGUCAGCUCCCAGGGGCCUCCACAUGCAUCAGCACCAGUACCACCAACAGGGCCCCCAACAGCAGCAACAGAGUCCAGGACAACACUACCCACAUCCACACUCCAUGCAGGGGGAUCCUUACGCCAUGCUAGCCCGUGCCCAGCAGAUGGUGGAUAUGCUGUCCGAAGAAAACCGAUUGGUUAAGCAAGAGCUGGAAGUGUGUGGGGAGAAGGUGUCCAGACUACAAAAGCUGGAGACUGAAAUCCAGAUGGUGUCUGAAGCCUAUGAGAACCUAGCCAAAUCAUCCACAAAGAGGGAAGCUCUCGAGAAGACCAUGAGAAAUAAGUUGGAGAUGGAGGUGCGCAGGAUGCACGACUUCAACAGGGACCUAAGAGAGCGAAUGGAAACGGCCAACAAGCAGCUCGCCACAAAAGAGUGUGAAGGCACCGAGGACAAUCGCAAUACCAUCUCACAGCUUCUGGCUCAGAUUAAAGAGAUUCAGAGAGAGAAGGAGAAGCAGGAUAUCGAGUUAAAUUCACUUCGCUGUACCAACGAGGACCAGCGCAGACACAUUGAGAUCCGUGACCAGGCCUUGAAUAACGCCCAAGCCAAAGUCGUCAAACUGGAGGAGGAGCUGAAGAAAAAGCAGGUAUAUGUGGAGAAGGUGGAGCGGAUGCAGCAGGCUCUAGCACAGCUUCAGGCCGCUUGUGAGAAGAGAGAACAACUUGAGCAUCGGCUACGCACUCGACUGGAGAGAGAGCUUGAAUCACUCAGAAUGCAACAGAGACAUGGUGGUUCUCAGAACACUGUUAGUCCUGAGUUCAGCACAGCGACUCUGAUGGAGCACCUGAGGGAAAAAGAGGAGAGGAUUUUGGCCCUGGAGGCCGACAUGACCAAAUGGGAGCAGAAAUACCUGGAGGAGAGCGUCAUGAGACAGUUCGCGCUGGACACCGCUGCUUCUGUUGCCACCCAGAGAGAUACGUCCUCCUCCAUCAUCAGCCACUCCCCCAGCAGCAGCUACGACACUUCGGUGGAGGCACGUAUCCAGAAAGAAGAAGAGGAGAUCCUCAUGGCUAACCGCCGCUGUUUAGACAUGGAGAGCAGGAUCAAGAACCUGCAUGCUCAGAUUAUAGAGAAGGACGCCAUGAUAAAGGUACUGCAUCAGCGCUCGCGGAAAGAGCCGGCCAGCAAAUUAGACGCACCUGCCAUGAGGCCCUCCAAGUCCCUCAUGUCCAUAGCUACAGGCACUGGCAGCUCCAGUGGCUCCGGGCUGCUGUCACACUCUCUGGGCCUCAGCGGAAGCAGCCCCAUCACGGAGGAGCGCAGGGAAGAUCGCUGCUGGAAGGGCAGUCUGGGUGUCCUGUUGGGCCCAGAGUUCAGAGGUGACUCUCUGAGGACCGAGUCCAUCUCCUCCUCUCCAUCUCCGGUCCUGCCCUCCACUCCCAUGUCAGCCGCCACACACUCAAAAACCGGCAGCAGAGACAGCUGCACCCAGACGGAAAAGGGUCAGGAGGCCAGCAAGCCUAGCACACCCGCCCUGCAGAGCGUAUCCGGACCAAGCCGGAUCAGCAGCCCGAGCCCAGUCUACAUACCUGACCGCAUCGCCGAUGUGUUUCACAGCAGUACAUUAGAGAGGAGAGCUCCAGUGCAGUCGCUCCCGCAGCAGAGCCUGCCGUCAUCACCACUCCCAGCGCAGGACGUGGACAGCGAGAAUGUGGAGAUACUCAUCUGAUCUCACACACACACACGCACACAUCCGUACAGAAACAACUCAAAGCAGGUGAAGGAACCAUGUGCUUCUCUUCUCUCCAUUACUCUCGGAUCAAGAUUGUCAGAAUGUUUAGGAAUGCAUUCUUUACACAAACCUGUAAACAAAAUGAUAAAGUAGUUUACAGUCAACCGUUUUUUUUUUCUUUUUUUGUACAGUAUUGUCUGGUGGUCUUUUUUUUUCCCCCUCCAGACCCUUGGACCAAAUGUAUUGGCAUAAUUUUCUACAUUUAUUGCACUACUUUGUGUUUGUUUUUACUUAUUUUGGGUAUGCAUUCGUUAUGUUGUGUAUAUGUACUAAUGAUACAAAUGUGGCACUUGAGUAUUGAGCGAUAUGGUGACUAGCCGAACAGUUGUUACAUGUAAAUACUGAAUCAGAAUACUGUAAAACUGAAUGUCAUAGGGCCUUUAUUAUUCUAGGACGCAUUGUCUGUACAGCACAUACGCGCACUGUUUAAGAGCAAAGGACCAACAAGCGUUUACCUGUGUCCACAAGCUCAUCUAUCCGUAUGUGAAGGUAUGAGUGACCCAACUGGUUUUGGGUUUGUCUGUGUGAGAGUCGGUAAUUUUCCAAACAUAACUGAGGUCCAUCAUUCCAGUAGAGCUACAGCAGCCACAACGUGCCUUGAGCGAAAGGUUCUCACACUUAGUCCCAGAUUCCCCAGUCUGUUCAUUUCCCAACCUCUCGUUUCAAUGUGAUGCUUACUCCUAAGUCAUCAUUUUCUUUUGUGGGUAACAAAAUAGCUUUUUUUCCAGUCUCGUGGUUGCAAGACAGACAUUUAGCUCUUGAUCAAAGGAAUCUGUAAAAAUUCAAAUUAUAUGCAAAUGUUUUAAAGCAGGGCCAAGCAAUGAUCUUCGUAUUAUUUCGAGGGUCUGUUGUUAUUCAAGAUAACAUGGAGGUGUAAAUGAGAUUCUUCCAUGAAAUCAGUAAAUAGAACCACUUUUCUAAAACAACAUUAAGCUGAUUUAUUUGUGAAUUUGCUCGUGUUUCUCAGGUGCUUAUACACAAAUAUGAAAAAUAGUCUCAAAGAUGUAUUCAUCAUGUUAACUGGCGUUUGCGUUUUUGUCAUUUGAACAUUCAAACACCUCAUUCAAAAAGUUUUUAAAGCAGGUCAUCAUCUCAAAGAACUGUAAGCUUCAGAUUAAUUAUUUUAGAUGUUCAAAAUUGUGGUAUUUAGUAUUAUGGUACAAUACCAUUCAAAAUUUCGGAGUUGGUAAGCUUUUUUUUUUUCAUGCUCCCCAAGUUUGCAAAUAUUUUAUAAAAAUCUGUUUUAAAUAACUGCUUUCUAUUGUAAUAUAUUUCAUGUAAUUUAAUCUCGCGAUGACUAAGGGAAGUUUUCAUCAGCCAUUACUCCAACUGUCACAUGAUCCUUCAGAAAUCAUUCUGUAUUGAUUUGGUUCUUAAGAAACAAAUUCUAAUUUACAAUAACCUAAUCUAUAAUUUAAUAUCCUUAUACAUUAGGUACUGAGUAAAAGUAUUUAAAAAAAAAAAACUUUUAGCAACCCUAAACUUUUGAACGGUUGAAACUUGACACUACGCACAUUUGCCCCCUAUAGGACACAGAAAACAUUGCAGUAUAAAAGCCAUUUCUCAUAAAGGGUCAGCUGGAGCAGGAAAGGUCUUGUUUUGAGCCAAUCAUCCGAGCCCUAAAUCCCAUGUGACUAUUGUGGAGCCAUAAUGUGAUGAUUUGAAAGAAACUGGGCUAAAGAAAUGAGAUCCAAAAUAACAGCUUCAUAUUUAUAGUUUAGUUCUCGGUCAAGAGACAACCAUAUACAAGUCUAAAAGAAUUCAACCUGAAUGUCGGUACUUGACAUUUUGUACACAAUAAGUCUAUUCUCAUUCACUUGAGAGAUAGAAACUAGUUACUUUUUCUUCCGGUCUUUUUUUUAUUUUUUAUUUUUUUAUCAAAUCUGAAAGAAACAUUUCCAGCAUUGUUAGAUUGUCCAUACACAUUUGUGUAUUUAGGACAGUUUCAGCGAGUUUGAAGAGCACUAGUCUAAUAUGGGCACAAACUAAGACAAUGGACCAAAGAGUGGACUGAGACAAGGGUGGGACGAAAUACAGAUAAAUAUGCACAUUACAUUUCAAAUAUGGCUUCCUGUAUGCAAACUGAUACUGUAUCUAUUAAAAUGCUUUAGAAGGGUCAAAGUUCAAGUUUAACCGUGCUGAUCA